Messenger RNA from Aspergillus oryzae RIB40, 552 nucleotides. RefSeq lists its product as uncharacterized. The transcript has a single exon. NCBI's taxonomy places the organism in Eukaryota, Fungi, Ascomycota, Eurotiomycetes, Eurotiales, Aspergillaceae. The record is from RefSeq and is a predicted model, not a curated record. Bases 1 to 552 code for a protein of 183 amino acids.
AUGAUCCGAACAAUCCGGAGGCUGAACCAGAUCACCUCGUCCGUUUUAUCUAGUUCAAGAACGAGAGCGUCGAGUCGUUCCGCGCUACAGUCAUCAUCCCGCAACUAUAGCGGAGACACCCAGACUGUCCCGCAGACAACCUCCACCAGAACCUGGCCGUCAUCCACGACCCUUCCUCUUGAAAAUCCUACAAGUCACACAUCCGCUGUACAGGGUAGUUAUAUCCCCAUUUCGGCUCUGACUAAUCAAAACACAACUUCCCUUACCACGAGUCCUAUGCAUGCUUCUCAUUCAAUGACCCCAUCAACACAGCUUCAGCAUACCUCCGAAGGAUGGGCCGUCGCGCCAACGAACCUUGUGACCGCGGACUUUGACUUCGAGCAGAGUCUUACUAGUGACCUCAUACCUGGAGGUCAUAUAUAUGGAUGGAUGGCCGGAACACAGCCAAGUGAGAUGCAGCACGAUGGAACAGCAUAUAUGGAGAUGGGAUGGUUGGAGUCUUUGUUUGGGACCGACCUAGGGUCUAAUGUUAUGCUUCCGCCUGAGGAUUAG